UAUUUUUUCGUUGCAAGAACAGAGGAAACGAAUGCCGAAUUAUGUCGACAACAAAGUUCAGCAGAGGUGGAACACUGUCAAAAAUAAUUGAAGAACUGAUAUGCAGCCCCUCUUUGGUGGGUGGGCUUCAACCAGCAUCUUUCGCAACAGUCAACAUUCUCCUCUCCAUCACAACAUUUCUUGGGAAUUCUCUUAUCCUUGUUGCCCUUCACAAGGAAUCUUUCCUUCAUCCGCCGUCCAAACUCUUGUAUCGUUGUCUGGCAACAACUGAUCUGUUGGUUGGUCUUGUUGUCCAGCCUCUCGCUGUUACCUAUUGGAUGUCCGUGGUUCACGAACAUUGGACUCUUUGUCAUUACGCAGUGGAAGCAGCCUACAUCAUAGGCUCAGUAUUAUGUGGAGUUUCUUUGUUGACGAUGGCGGCAAUAAGCGUGGACAGACUUCUCGCCCUGCUGUCGGGGCUGAGAUACAAAGAGAUUGUAACUUUGAAGAGUGUUUAUAUCAUUAUAGCUAGUUUUUGGGUUUUAUGCCUUGUCGCCUCUUUAUGCACUGUUUUCGAUCAUCAGCGUAUAACCGCUUUGUGUACCUACAUAUUGAUACCACUUUUACUGCUUAUUUCACUCGCCUCGUACACAAAGAUAUUUCGCACUCUUAGAAAUCAUCAGGCACAAGAACAAGAUCAUGUUCAACAAAAGCCGAGCCAACCAAGGUUAUUGAACAUGGCGCGAUACAGAAAGGCAGUACACAGUGCACUGUGGGUACAGUCAGUAUUAGUUGUUUGUUACACACCAUACCUUAUUGUGAGAAUUGUUCUCACUUAUAGUACAACAUACUCAUCACAAUUAGGCGUCGCAUCGGCAAUGACAGUUAUCUUAGUUCACUUUAACUCGACUUUAAACCCGUUUCUCUAUUGCUGGAAGAUUAGUGAAGUGAGACGAGCAAUGAAGCAAACAAUCAGACAAGCACUUUGCUGUCCAUGGAGUUAGACCAUCCUCGAGUUAUACACGAUCGCAGAAGUACUUUUAGUGCAAAGCCGACCGAUAGAGAACGCUCGUCGCUUAAAUUUCU
Pocillopora verrucosa is the source of this 1065-nucleotide messenger RNA. RefSeq names its product melanocortin receptor 5-like. Gene Ontology annotation, biological process: G protein-coupled receptor signaling pathway. Gene Ontology annotation, cellular component: plasma membrane. Gene Ontology annotation, molecular function: G protein-coupled receptor activity. The record is from RefSeq and is a predicted model, not a curated record. NCBI's taxonomy places the organism in Eukaryota, Metazoa, Cnidaria, Anthozoa, Scleractinia, Pocilloporidae.